AUGGGGAAGGUGAGCUACGUACACUGUGCGGUACAGAGUGGCAGCACAAAGGGGAAGGAGGUCGAAGGGGCCUCUGCGGCAGCUGGCAAUGACCGUGUACGGGAUCUGCAGAGUGAAGUGGAAGGUGUCAAAAACAUAAUGUCACAAAAUGUGGAGCGGAUCCUGGCAAGAGGGGAAAACCUGGACCACUUGAGAAAUAAAACUGAGGACCUGGAAGCCAGUUCGGAACACUUCAAGACUACGUCUCAGAAAGUCGCCCGAAAAUACUGGUGGAAAAAUGCCAAGAUGAUUGCUAUUAUCUGUGUAGUGGUUGGGAUCAUUCUCCUUCUCAUUAUCCUCCUUGCCACAGGAGUUAUCCCCACAUAAAUGGUGCUUGUGACUUCUACCUCUCCACCAUGUAUCUCCCCUGCUGAGGACUUACCCCUCGGCUCUUAACCUUGUCUGGCAGUCUUAUGGAGAAGCCAUGGGAAUUUUAUGGCAUUACAUUUUCUGAUAUCUCUGUACAAAUACAACUCACACUUGAUCCUAAAGCCUAUUUAUAUUGUGUAUGAAGAGUCGCUUCAUCCAUUAAAAUCUCACCAAUGAAGCAUUA
Molecule: messenger RNA, 592 nt
Organism: Bombina bombina (fire-bellied toad)
Lineage: Eukaryota; Metazoa; Chordata; Amphibia; Anura; Bombinatoridae
Product: vesicle-associated membrane protein 8-like
Exons: 3
Coding region: 1-366 (121 amino acids)
Biological process (GO): vesicle fusion; SNARE complex assembly; vesicle-mediated transport
Cellular component (GO): SNARE complex; plasma membrane
Molecular function (GO): syntaxin binding; SNAP receptor activity
Source: RefSeq, a predicted model, not a curated record